AUGAGAGUCUUGACUUCCGCGACACUGGUCGCGUCGCUCGCCACUUCGGCAACCUGCUCGUGGAUGCCCGUAGCUCCGGUAUUACCAGCACGCCAUGAACCGCGCUGGCAGAGAGAGGUCCGGCCGCGGCAGGAUAACUCCUCGACCGAUGGCUGGCCUUACGGCCCUUUCAAAACGCAGGGACGCGAUGUGGUGAACAGCAAAGGUGAAGUCGUCACUUGGGCAGGUGUCAAUUGGCCUAUGAGUGGAGAAACCAUGGUCCCGGAGGGUUUGGAAUGGGCGUCUGCCGAGGAGAUUCUCGACAACGUGAAGAGCGUGGGGUUCAACUACAUUCGCAUGGGCUAUGCCAUUCAAAUGGUGGAUGAAAUAUACGAACGGAACGGGGACGAUGUCCCUCUCGAAGUCACCAUGAUCAUGGCCCUUGGGUAUGAGAACGGUACCAAGGUAACCAACGAAAUCGUGUCCAAGAACCCCGGCUGGACUCCUCAGACCACCCGCUUUGAAAUAUGGUCCGACAUCGCGGCCCUGGCCUUGAAGAAAGGCAUCUUCAUCCACCCCGAUGUGCACGUCGGAAAAGCCCAGUGGUGUUGCUCGCACUACGAUGGCAGCUCCUGGUUCGACGACUACAACUUCAAUGCCUCCAACUGGCGCCGUGGCCUGUCCUACGUCGCUGACUGGGCCAAGGGGCACCCCAACAUCGUCUCCAUGUCUCUCCGCAACGAACUGCGCGCAUCCUGGAAUGUGACGGACCUGUACUACAAUUGGCAGACCAUGGUGGGCAACAUGAGCGCGGGUGCUGCCGCGAUCCAUGACACCAACCCCGAUCUACUCAUCACAUGGUCUGGAAUGCAAUACGACGAGGACUUGUCUGCCUUGACAACCAAGAAGAACAUCUUGACGGCGCCUUGCUAUCAAUGUGAUGCCAUCCGUGAUGCUCUCCGUCGAGAGCCGGUAUACUUUGACCUUGACAGCUACCCCUUUGCUGACAAGAUCGUCUGGGAACUGCAUCUCUACCCCAUGUCCAACGAUUUGGAUACUGGUGAUUGCGCCAUAGUCGAGGCUGGUUUAUACCGCAACGGUUUCAACGCUCUCGGUAUUGAGCCGCCUCCCGCCUGUGACAUCACUGGCGACUGUCCCCCAGCGCAGCGCUUGACGCCUGUAAUUUUCUCGGAGUUUGGACAUGCCCAAGACUCGACGCUCUACAACGGCACACUGCAGAACUGCAUGAAGGAGUACACCAAGAAGCACAGUGUUAGCUGGAUGAUGUGGGGUCUCGCCGGUUCCUACCGAGUGCGAAGUGGUGUUCAGGGACUCGCCGACACCUGGGGUUUGACUAACUUCGACUGGAGCGGCUGGAACGACGCCGAGACCAUUGACAACUACUGGAAGCCAUGGGUUAAGGCGAUGAAUGUCACGACCAUUGGGUGA
Molecule: messenger RNA, 1428 nt
Organism: Neoarthrinium moseri
Lineage: Eukaryota; Fungi; Ascomycota; Sordariomycetes; Amphisphaeriales; Apiosporaceae
Exons: 3
Coding region: 1-1428 (475 amino acids)
Source: RefSeq, a predicted model, not a curated record